Asterias rubens (European starfish) is the source of this 1422-nucleotide messenger RNA. RefSeq names its product cyclin-G1-like. The transcript is spliced from 8 exons. NCBI's taxonomy places the organism in Eukaryota, Metazoa, Echinodermata, Asteroidea, Forcipulatida, Asteriidae. Gene Ontology annotation, biological process: mitotic cell cycle phase transition; regulation of cyclin-dependent protein serine/threonine kinase activity. Gene Ontology annotation, cellular component: nucleus; cytoplasm; cyclin-dependent protein kinase holoenzyme complex. The record is from RefSeq and is a predicted model, not a curated record. Gene Ontology annotation, molecular function: cyclin-dependent protein serine/threonine kinase regulator activity. The coding region runs from base 258 to 1394 and encodes 378 amino acids.
UUGGGCUUGUCAAGGACAAUGACGUGAAACUAAUAAAAGAGGGUUGGUUGAUUUUCAAUUGUAACUGUAAUUUGCUAUUCCCAUGAUUCCAUCAUGAAUGAGGUAUAGAAGGCAUGCAGAACGACCGUCAACAGCCAUUGUAAAAUCAACCCACAAAGAAUACACCAAUCACUCUGCUCUGGAUGUCCCAACAAUGAGGCCUGUCUGAGCCGUUUUUUUCUUGAUUCAGCGAACUUCACCAACAUUCCAGCUUGAAGAUGUCUGGUUCUUCAGGGAAGUGUCAUCUGUGGCGCAUGAUUCAGGCAGCCCUAGAUGCAGCCGAGUUCUACCAGCCUCAUCUUGAACAUCUACAACAUAUUCCUGAGGAUGAGGAGAGUAUCACCCUAGCGAUGCAUGAUUCACUUGUCGACAGACUACGUAGUUGGAAUCGUUUCUACGCACUAUCGCCAGAAACGUUCUUCUUGGCAGUCAAUACAUUGGAUCGUUUUCUUUCGCUUGUGAAGGCGAGACCUCAUCACUUAAUGUGUGUCACCGUAGCAAGUUACUACCUCAGCGUUAAGAUAGUAGAACAUUCACAGGACGUAAUGUCUCCAGAGGAUCUGGUCCGCAUAACUCAGUGCGGCUGCACCAUCAGCGAUGUCGCAAGGAUGGAGAAUAUCAUCUUACAGAAGCUCGGCUGGGACAUGGAAGCACCAACCACGCUCUCCUUCCUACAGCUCUUCCACGCCUACUGUGUCGUCUCGGACACUCUUGGUGUGGACACUGGGAAACAGACCGACCAUUUAGACAUCAUAACCAGAAAGCUGGAGGCGUGUAUGUGCCACUUCCCUCUGACACUGUUUAAGCCGUCCAUACUAGCGAUGUCGUUGCUAAUCUCAGAGCUACCAGAGUUCAUCAACACCAGUUGUGAUGUCAACAACUCAGUGUCAUGGUCAAGGGUACUAGCGAGCCUACAGUUUGCUAUGAAGAUGUCUGACUGUGAGUUUUUGGAGUGUCAGACAAUCUUAUCUGAGUUCCUCACGUCCUACUCAUCCCCCGAGUGUAAGAGGCCAACGAGCAGACUAAGUUGGAUCAUCUCCUCCAGGACGGCGAAGCAGCUCCGCUUCACUGCUCAUCUCUCAAGCACCCUAGAACCCAUCCCUGAACAUGAUUGGAGUCUGAGCUCCGACGCUAUGGACCAGUCUGAUAGUUUGUUGGACAAUACACAAGAAUCUAAUUCAUUUCAAGAAAAUCUGAUGAUCCACAGCCAACUUCUGGGACAGGCUGAUGCAACAGCGCCCUCUGUUGGCACAAACAAAGACAGGUGUCAUCUUUGGGAGAAGGGAGUUGUAUUCAGGUAUCAGAGUGAGAAGAUAGCUUUAUGUCCACUAUUUGAUAACCAUGUAACCAGGUGAUGGAGGAUCGACCUCUCAUUGAGGUCAU